AUGCCGUCGGUGGCGCCCGAGCCCAUCCUCGACGUCGUGCGCGGCCUGAGCACGCUGGCCUCCUUUGCCAUCGUGGUCAACCAGCUGAAGAACAUCUACGACGCCUUCUUCAUCAACGAAUGCGACCGCUGCCGCGGCACCGGCAUCGUCACAUGCCCGCACGGCGCCCCCGCCAAGCCCGAGGACAAGGCGGGGCAGGGGCCGGGGUGGGUGGGGCGCACGCUCAACCUGGAGGAUUACGUCAUCAACUACGCCUCCGACGCACUUCGCACCCUCUUAUCCAUCCACAAGGACACUGACAUCCUGCAGCGGCAUGGGGUGCAUGUGCCCGAUGAGUGGGCGGCGGCGGCAGAUGGCGCCGCUGCCGCCACCUGCAACGGCGGCGCAGACAGCCCCCUCGUGCUGCUGCACAAGCUGCCGCUGACCACGUACAGCGACUACGAAGAGCUUGUGGAGGCGGCGGUGCAGGCAGGCCGCACGUACGACGCCUCUGACACCGCCAGCCAGCAGCGCUGGGACGCUGCGGUGGCCCGCUUGAGCGGCCUGCCGCUGUACGCCUUCAAGUGCUCCAGCGGCACCACGGGCGGCCAGAAGCGCAUGCCCGCCAGCAUGCGGGAGGCACAGUCCAACGUGAACCAGUUUGGGCUGUUCUCCUCGCACAUCAAUGCCGCUUUCCCAGGCGCCGCCGCCGGCAAGGAGCUGCGCUUCCCCUUUGCCGGAGACGUGGAGGCGCUGCCCAGCGGCGUGCAGAUUGGCGUGGGCAGCAGCAUCACAUACCGCCGCAUCCGCUUUGUGGACAGCUGGGUGAGUCCCAAGGAGGUCAUCGUGGCGGGGUCGGUCCAGACCUGCUACUACCUGCACUGGCUCUGCGCCCUGCGGCGGCGCCACGACAUCACCGCCCUGACCGACAUCUUUGCAUCCAGCCUGCUGCUGGCGGCCAACCUGCUGGUGGAGCACUGGCGCCGGCUGAUGGCUGACCUGGAGGCCGGCCGCUGCUUCUCCUGGGUGGCACGCUCAUCCAAAGGGCUGGCGCCGGCCGCGGCGGGCGGCCUGGCGCCGCCCCCCGAGGGUGUGGCGGCAGCGGUGGAUGCCUCCAUGGAGCCCAGCCCUGAGCUGGCACAGGAGCUGCAGCAGGUGUUUGAUGGGGGGCGCCAGGGCCUGCUGGAACGCCUCUUCCCCGGCGCCUGCUACGUGGCCUGCGUGCUGACCGGCUCCAUGAGCAAGUACGUGCCUCACCUGCGCGAGCUGCUGCCCAUCAUCCCCAUUGUGUCAGCGUCCUACGGCGCCACAGAGGGCCAGUUUGGUAUCCAGAGCGACCUGGUGGAGUAUGCUGCGGCGGCAGCUGCUGCGCCUGCUGCUGCUGCUGCUGCUGGGAGCGCCAGGCCUGCGGCUGAUGGGAGCGCCUCCGCCGUGCCUGGCGGGGACGGCAGCCCAGCGGCAGACACGGCGGCGGCGGCCGUGCCCAGCUGCGCCGGCAUCAGCUAUGCCGACUUCCCGCGGGAGCCUGAUGGGCACACCUCCUACAUCCUGGUCCCCACAUGCGAUUGCUACAUGGAGUUCAUCCUCGUGGAGCACGCCGACGACCCGCAGCCGCCCACCGUGUCCCGCUCCCUGUCCUGUGCCUGCAGCCUGGAAGGGCUGGAGGUGGGGCGCCGCUACGAGAUCGCCGUCAGCAACCUGCUGGGCCUGUUCCGCUUCCGGGUGGUGGUGGAGGGCCGUGUGGGCCAGGCGCUGAACCUGGCGGGCGAGAAGACGCCCGAGGCAUCCCUGGUGGCGGCAGUGGCGGCGGCCGCGCAGGCGCUGCUGCCGGGCGGCGCUGCAGGGCUCCAGGAGUGGGCCGCACGCGAGGUGCUGCACCCCCGUGGCGGCGCAGAGGGCGGUGCCGGGCACUAUCUCGUGUACUGGGAGCUGACGGGUGCGCCCGCAGCAGCCAGCAGCCGAGCCAGCACCGGCGGCGCAGGCGGCAGCCCCGGCGCGCCCAUCGCUGCUGUGCUGGCGGGCUGGGCUGAGCGGCUGGAGCAGGAGGUGGGGCGCUGCGCGCCGCAGUACCGCGCCAUCCGCCAGGAGGGCAGUGUGGCGGGGCUGCAGCUGAAGCUGGUGGCGCCGGGCGCCUUUGGCGAGAUCAGGCAGCUGGCGUUCAGCAACGGCGCCACCGCCGCGCAGUACAAGCCUCCUACGGUCGUCAGCAAGCCGGCGCAGUGGGAGGUGCUGGAGAGGCACCGCAGACGCAUCGAGGCGCGAGCUGGGAGCAAUGGGCUACUGGGUCUCCUCCAGCGCUGGGGCGGCGGCGGCGGCGGCUCCACUAGCAGCCAAGGCGCCAGCCCGGCGCGGCAGCAGCUGCUGAGCGAGCUGCGCAGCGCCCAGCCGGACAAGAAGCUGAUCUGGGAGGCCUGCGUCGCCCUCAUGGAGGAGCGUGUCCCGUUUGUGGAGUCUCAGCUGGGCGGCGGGCCCUUCCACGCCGUCUUCACCCGCGGCCCGCUGCUCUGGCAGCUGUGGACAUCGCAGGCAAAGCAGGGCAGCCGCGUCACAACAGCCAGCGAGAACCAGGCCUGGCAGGACUUUGACCCUGCCGCAAAGACCGUGGUCAACUUUGGUGAGCUGCUGGGCAGCCAAGUGACUGUAACCGCCAGCGGAAGCUACCGCGCCGCCGACGAGGAGCAGCAGCGGUGCCCCAAGCUGGUGCUGGCCAGCAUCCAGGGCGGAGCGCUGAACGCUUGGGGCCUGCAGAUCCCGCUGCCGAUCAGGGGUGAGGGGCAGGUGGAGGUCGCCUACUUGGAUCCUGACAUGAGGGUGUUCCGGGCCACCAACGGCAGCAUCUCGGUGCAAGUGCGGCAGGACAGGCUGCCUGAGCUGCUGGGCUGGGGGAGCUAGGAGAGUGGGGGCGCAGCCACUGUACAUGAUUCCCUGCGACGCGCCCCCAAGGCGAUUACACUGCGCUGCUCUUGCACAAUGGACUUGCUUGCAAAGCAGAAGGCAGGACCAACAAGAAGUCAGCACUC
Messenger RNA from Chlorella variabilis, 2999 nucleotides. RefSeq lists its product as hypothetical. Gene Ontology annotation, molecular function: acid-amino acid ligase activity. The coding region runs from base 1 to 2871 and encodes 956 amino acids. Lineage: Eukaryota; Viridiplantae; Chlorophyta; Trebouxiophyceae; Chlorellales; Chlorellaceae. Gene Ontology annotation, cellular component: cytoplasm. The transcript has 16 exons. The record is from RefSeq and is a predicted model, not a curated record.